Poecilia latipinna (sailfin molly) is the source of this 1260-nucleotide messenger RNA. Its product is annotated as nucleolar protein 11-like. Gene Ontology annotation, biological process: maturation of SSU-rRNA. Gene Ontology annotation, cellular component: nucleus; nucleolus. NCBI's taxonomy places the organism in Eukaryota, Metazoa, Chordata, Actinopteri, Cyprinodontiformes, Poeciliidae. The record is from RefSeq and is a predicted model, not a curated record. Gene Ontology annotation, molecular function: RNA binding; protein binding. The transcript has 4 exons. The coding region runs from base 703 to 1260 and encodes 185 amino acids.
AUUUAGCAGACUCUCAUUUUCUUAUACAACAUGACUUGCUUAUGUUAUGUCAAUCAAGAUGAACUAUACUUUCAUUGGUGACACUGUUUAAAGUUGCGCUCAGCUUUUCCCAAAGAUAAAGCAGCUCCCCAUCUCCCUCUUGUGGUUUAAAUGCUGCGUUCUAGUUGUACUCGGAGCUGGGAAAUUCCGACUUUCCUAGUCGGAAAGAUCAGUGGAAAGCGGUCGGGAGUCGGAUAAUUUCCCACUGGGGACAUGGGAACAUCUCCAAUUACCUCCAGUUACGGCUUGUAAGGCGGAUUUCGCGAUUCAAUGUGGGCGCUCCUCGUAUCAGGGAGGGUGUAAGUAAGGUGGUGGUAACACGUUUCUUUCACAAGGCACGUAUGUAAAAGUGCGUCUGGAAUCAACGUUAAACUGAAAAAUUAAAAGUGGUGUUUGCUUAUGGAAACCAAAGCUUAAAAUUAUGAUUGUAAAAAUCUAUUACAAACAACGUUUACGGGCGCUAACAUGUUGAAAUUCCGACGUCUUAACUAGAACGCUGUUACCUCGGGUUUCCAUAGGUAAUAAUAAAUAUUUUUAUCUUUAUUAUCAUCCAUCUGAGUUCUCCCUUCCCAGGCAACUGGAACGCAGCAGUUACCAGUUUGCUCCUUGCCCCUUCGUGUACUCUCGCGAGAUUCCGCGAGCUCCACUUUCUUGUGGUCCAGCAUGGCAGCGCUGUGUGAGGGAUACACGUUGUGCGGACUUGUUCCAGCUGUAAAUCGGCGAAGCUCUGAAAUUAAGGGCAUCGAAGAAGAGCGGGACAGCGACCAUGUGAUCGUCACUGACUCCAGCAGAUCUGUGACUCUGUACAAGGUGUCAGACCAGAAGCCAUUGGGCAGAUGGACAGUGAAACAGGGUCAACUUCUGACCUGCGCAGCGGUCUUCAACAAGCAGACCAAUGAGUAUGUGGCAGUCUCAGACAACAAGGUGAUAAGAAUCUGGAAAGAAGACGACAUCAUUUUAGACAAGGCAUUCAAAGCAACAGUGUCGGCAGAUGUCCAGUCGGUGCACUGUGCACACGGAGCCGAGCCUGCCGUCUUGUUUCAGAGAGGAGCUGUGAGACUUCUGGACUCCCUGCUUUCUGCUCCCCAGCAGCCUGUAGAGGAAGUCCUGGUUCAGGACGAAGCCAUCAGGUCCAGAACUCCUGUUGUUUUCACACAUCAUACACAAAAAGAAGAGAUUGCUUUAAAAAACACUUUUUAUUCACGAGAGAAAGCUGGUUAA